AUGAAAUCGUUUGUUCGUUUUAACCAAUUUAAGAGAUUUUCUCAUCGUUCAGCAAGUGGAUUUACGUCCAAUUUAAGAUCGACGAGACCAGUCUUACAAUCUAGCUUUUUGCCAAGAUCAAUCUUAUUUACUGCAGGAGUGUUUGGUGCUACAAUUGGAGGGUUUUAUUUAUUUGAUGCCAGGUCAGCAAUCCAUGAGUAUGUUUUCUGUCCGCUAAUCAGACAAUUCACUAGUGCGGAACAGGGUCAUAAGUUUGGUAUUUUUUUGAUGAAGUAUGGAUUGGUGCCUAAGUUGUUGGACGAGCAUCUCAAUGAUACGUCGGAUGUGUUGGGAGUUGAUGUGUUUGGCACCAGAUUGAGAUCACCUAUCGGAUUAGCUGCGGGAUUGGAUAAGGAUGGUGAAGCCAUCGAUGCGUUGUUUGACGUUGGGUUUUCGUACGUUGAAAUCGGGUCCAUUACCCCCGAACCACAGCCUGGUAACCCUACUCCUAGGUUUUUCAGAUUACCUAGAGACGAUGCCGUUAUCAACAGAUACGGGUUCAAUUCUACUGGUCAUUUCAACGUCGUUGCAUCGUUAAAGGUGAGAUUCGCGAAGUUGCUUGAAAGCUUUAGGAUCAACCACAAUUCUGACCAGAAUCCCACUUCCAAUUCAUUCAGAGACGGCAAAUUAUUGGGUGUUAACUUAGGAAAGAAUAAAUUCGGAGACGAAGUCACCGAUUACGUGAAGGGUGUCAGCAGAUUGGGUCCGUAUGCGGAUGUAUUGAUUGUCAAUGUUUCAUCUCCAAAUACUCCCGGCUUGAGGGACUUGCAAAGCGAGCUGAAAUUGACUAACUUGUUGGCUACCGUGGUCAAGGAAAGAAACACCCUAGGCGUCAAUCUCUUGAACAAGAAGCCGCCAGUCUUGGUCAAAGUUGCUCCCGACUUAACCGAGCCAGAAAUCGAAUCAAUUGCCAACUCUGCAAAGGCUGCGAAGGUUGACGGGAUAAUCAUCUCCAACACCACAAUUCAAAGGCCCACCGAGAAUUUACUCACCACCAACACAAAUUUGAUCAACCAAACUGGUGGAUUAUCCGGUAAGCCAUUAAAGCCAUUAUCCUUGAAGGCCUUAAAAACCUUGAGGAAGUACACCAAGGACUCUGACUUGGUUUUAGUCGGUUGUGGAGGUAUCUCUAGCGGAAAAGACGCAUUAGAAUUCGGUAAGGCUGGUGCCACUUUUAUCGAGUUAUACACGGCUUUUGCCUACAAAGGGCCUGCAUUACCAUCGAAGAUAAGAGACGAAUUGGUCGUCGAAUUGAAGAAAGAAGGCAAGACAUGGCAACAAAUUAUUGGUGAAGACGAUAAAUAG
Messenger RNA from Debaryomyces hansenii CBS767, 1344 nucleotides. RefSeq names its product dihydroorotate dehydrogenase (gene URA1). Gene Ontology annotation, biological process: 'de novo' pyrimidine nucleobase biosynthetic process; pyrimidine ribonucleotide biosynthetic process. The record is from RefSeq and is a predicted model, not a curated record. The transcript has a single exon. NCBI's taxonomy places the organism in Eukaryota, Fungi, Ascomycota, Pichiomycetes, Serinales, Debaryomycetaceae. The coding region runs from base 1 to 1344 and encodes 447 amino acids. Gene Ontology annotation, molecular function: dihydroorotate dehydrogenase activity. Gene Ontology annotation, cellular component: cytoplasm; mitochondrial inner membrane.